GAAACUCCAGCCGAGUUCCUCGCCUACACAGGCUAUUCAAACCCAGCUUUGAACGCAGUCACUCCUCCCGGUUACACAAACACCUUUACCAACCUGCAAGCCAGCAGCAACGCAGAUGGCUAUGGCGGUUUCACCGUUCUCCCCAGCUACGACGUGGCCUCCUGCGCAGCUCAAUGCACAUCCCGUGCCAACUGCCAGGCCUUCAACAUUUACUUCGAGCGCUCUCCUGCUGCAGCACCUUCAAACUGCACCAGCGCUGCAACCAUAAAAUGCGUAUUCUGGAGUGGUGCUGUAACUUCCUCUAAUGCCCUAAACACCGGCUCCACACAAAACAACUUCCAAAUUGUUAUUGCGGGAUCAAACGGCUAUGUUGCUUCUGCAAUUUCUGUACCUACUGAGUACUCUGCGCCUAUUUACCUCGGCAGUAACGCAAUUCAAGCACCUCUAGAUUGCAAUGGCAAAGACACCUAUCUCGGUUUCCAAACCUUCAACACCACUUUCGAUGCAAGUAGAUGUGCGGCAGCAUGUUCAGCUCAAGCUGCGUAUGCACUUGCUCACCCACCCAGUGAUGGAAGCAAGCCCAAGACAUGUCAGUUCUUUAAUACGUAUAUGGAGAGCAAGAAUGGAGUUGCAAAGGACCAGAAGUGUGUGCUGUAUAGCCAGACUUGGGGAAAGAGUGUUGCAACUAACACUGGAUAUGCUUAUGGCGAGGAUGUUUAUGGGGUGGGUGUGUCGUAUGCUUAUUCUAAUGCUGCGGAU
Molecule: messenger RNA, 759 nt
Organism: Aureobasidium melanogenum CBS 110374
Lineage: Eukaryota; Fungi; Ascomycota; Dothideomycetes; Dothideales; Saccotheciaceae
Exons: 1
Source: RefSeq, a predicted model, not a curated record